GAAAAAUUAGGUAUAGUAUUAAAAAAAAAGUAAAAACAUAUUAUUGUUAAUAGUUGUGUUGAAUUCUAUUGGUGCUGGAAUUGUGGAAUUGCUUACAGCAAAAUGCUAAGUUUGAAAGCCUGUAUUUACCGAAAGUGGUAUUUCUAGUGCUGAAAAAGACCGUAACAACAACCGCCUAAUUACGUCCAUCGGAUCAAAGGAUUAAAUUUCGGAAGCUCACAGGUCUUUGACCCUCUGAUGACAAUUAUUUGAAUGUUGACAUAAACGGUCGCGCACGCUUGGAGGUCGGGUCAGCCCCUCGGGACCACGGAGACGACGACAACGACUGCGAUGGAUACGGCCGGAGCAGGAGGAGGAGGAGUAGGGACAGGGGGAGGAGGCGUCCUUGGUGGCGGAAAACAGCCGUCCAGGACGUGGCGCAGACUGAGCUUGAAACAAUACAAGAGAGCUCCGACACAGGACACGGCGGAGAGAACGCCAAAAAAAUGGACGAGCCUUCGACAACACCGCAGAACGGCGGAGGAAUCUAUAACGGAAAUGGAAUCGUCGCCACAGACACAAAGACGCACUAAUUGGGCGGUUUACCAACAUUUUUCAACGGCUUCCGACUCGCCCACUCCAUUACUGGUAAAAAGUCGAGGUGCCAGCGAAACAGUCAAUUACUCGGAAUCCGAUCAGCAGCCAGACGCGUGCGAAAGGGUUUCGCUGUCACCCAACAACAAGUUCGUGCCCGGCCUAUCGGACGACAAUGGAGACAUUCUACGCGAUUUUUCCAAGCUCGGAUGUUGCCAAAAAAUCACCACUCUGUUGACUUCAUCCCAUCAGUUCAACAACUUACAGGUGGAAAUGCUCUACCAAAGAUAUUUUCUGCGAACCAACCAAAGCCACAUGGUCCAUUUGUUGGUGCUGCUCUGUAUACUUUUUACGUGCAUGGCCAUAGCAGUUGUCCUUUCCGACUACGAGACUCAGGUUCAAUGUUCCUUGCUACUGCUGUGUUGUAUACUUAUUUACCUAGUCAUAAUAGGCAUAGUGUCACGGUCCGGGUUGAACGAAGUAUACCUAAGUUUCGUGUCCUACGUGGUGCUGGCCACUUUCCUACUAAUCGAGUUGUCUUUCGGCGUGCUGACCAGAUCCCAAGCCGUCACCGUACCCACGUUAGUGUUCGUCUACAUUUCUUACAGUUUACUGCCGGUCAAGUUGCAGUAUGCCAUCGUGGCCGGCACUAUUUUCAUGCUGUCGCAGUUAAUAUUCACCCUGUCUAUGGAGCAUGGCAUAUCAAAACAGAGUUUCAUUAAUUUGCUAUUGUUGGCGUGCACAAACGUGACUGGUGUAAUGAUGCAUUACCCGAACGAAGUGGCAAAGAGACAAGCAUUCUUGGAGACCAGACAAUGCGUCCAGGCAAGACUGACUACACAAAAAGUUAAUCAACAACAGGAGAGGCUGCUUUUGUCAGUACUGCCCCGGCAUGUCGCUAUGGAAAUGAAGGCCGACAUCGCCGGUAAACGCCAUGACAGCAUGUUCCACAAGAUUUAUAUACAAAAGCACGAGAAUGUCAGCAUUUUGUUCGCGGACAUCUGUGGGUUUACUAGUUUGUCCGAUCAGUGUACAGCUCAAGAGCUCGUAAGGCUACUUAACGAACUGUUUGCGAGGUUCGACCGAUUGGCUCAAGAAAACGCGUGUUUGCGAAUCAAACUGUUGGGAGACUGUUAUUACUGUGUGAGUGGUCUGCCCGAGCACAGGCCGGACCACGCCAACUGUUGCGUCCAGAUGGGUUUGGACAUGAUCGACGCCAUAACUUUGGUGAGGGAUGUUAUGGACGUCAACGUCAACAUGAGGGUAGGAAUACACUCGGGUCGCGUGCACUGCGGCGUACUGGGACUAUGCAAAUGGCAGUUCGACGUGUGGUCGAACGACGUGACGUUGGCGAAUCAAAUGGAAAGCGGUGGAAUACCCGGGAGAAUACAUAUUACUGCGGACACGCUCAAGUAUUUGGGCAACGCUUACCAAGUGGAACCAGGAAACGGUGGCGAGCGGAAUGCGUUUCUAAAGGACCACAACAUCGAAACGUACCUUAUAGUGCCGCCUGAAACAACUUACGUAUCUCAAUACUACAAAAAACAGAGUCCUGGUCAUGCUCAUAAUGGUAAUAUAUCAAAAGAAUUCAGAAUCAUGGGACAUAACCAACGGCAUAAUACAUUUACAUGCAAAGACGAACCCGAGUUGAACCACGGCGAGGUGGACGAAUACUUGUUGUGCGCCAUCGACGCCCGAAGCAUCGACCGUCUCAAAUCGCAGUACUGCUAUCCGAUAACGUUGAAAUUCCGCGACACCAAUAUCGAACAAAUCUACAGCAAAGUGCCCGAUCGAAUGCUCUACACCUACAUGACGUGUACGGUGUGUAUAUAUUCGGCUAUCACCGCAGGUCACGUGAUAAUUCUACCACUGUCUUAUUUGUUACUGGGAUGUUUAAUAGUCGGAUGGCUGACGAUCGUCCUGUCAGCGGCAGUAAUCUUUCGCAAUCGCCUAAUGGUUAGGGCUGACGACGUGACAAUAUUCACGACUUUGUACACUCUCUGUUUGUUUAAGGAAAUGACGGAACCGCUGAAAAAAGCGUCGCAGACAAUCAACCAGAACCGGUCCAUAGCUCAAACGCUGGCCCUGGCCAUAAUCGUCUGUUGCUUUUUGACUUCCAUGACGCCGCUGAUCGUACACAAACUGGAGGUGUGCUUCAACGAACCAAACCUAAACUCCACCGAAGUAUUGGUUGUCGAAAAUCCAAACAUGCGGGAGAGCACUUGUCAACUUUUAUUUAACUACUUGACCGUGUGCGUUAUCAUCCUGAUGAUAUUGGUUGCUGUGUACCAAGUGCUCAUCAGUCUAGUCAAACUCUCCCUGUUGAUAUUCAUAUCGUCCUGUUAUUUUAUAUUUUCCAGCAUGUUUCUAAGCAGCAGGCCAAUAGAAGAAUCGUUUUGGAUUCGCAUACUUAUGUUUGUCGUCAUGUUGGGGCUGAUUGUUGCGUUAAUUCUACAAGCACAGCAGACCGAAGUCACUUCACGACUAGAUUUUCUGUGGAAAUUACAAGCUACGGAGGAAAAAGAAGAUAUGGAACAUCUAGAAGCUUAUAACCGUAAACUUUUAGCAAACAUUCUGCCGGUCCAUGUUGCCGAACAUUUUUUGACUUUGGACAAACCCGUAGACGAACUAUACCACGAGCAGUGCGACAGCGUGUGCAUAAUGUUUGCGUCCAUACCGAACUUCUCCGAAUUUUACGUCGAACUGGAGGCCAACAACGAGGGUGUCGAGUGUCUGCGGCUGCUGAACGAGAUCAUUGCCGACUUCGAUGAGCUGCUCAGCGAACCGCGUUUCCAGUGCAUCGAGAAAAUCAAGUCGACCGGCGCCACAUACAUGGCUGCUUCCGGUCUGACCAGAAACACGUCCGACAGCAAACAGUACUCGCACGUCACCGCCAUGGCCGACUAUGCGCUUAGACUCCGCGAGCAGUUGGCGUACGUCAACGAACACUCAUUCAACAAUUUCCGCAUCAGAAUCGGUAAGUUCUAAUAGAGACUGCACGAGGGUGUAUGAUGAACGGGGUAAUCAGAAUUAAAAUGUCCGUAAAAUAAUCUUCCUCGAU
Molecule: messenger RNA, 3634 nt
Organism: Acyrthosiphon pisum (pea aphid)
Lineage: Eukaryota; Metazoa; Arthropoda; Insecta; Hemiptera; Aphididae
Product: adenylate cyclase type 5
Exons: 23
Coding region: 331-3561 (1076 amino acids)
Biological process (GO): intracellular signal transduction; cAMP biosynthetic process; adenylate cyclase-activating G protein-coupled receptor signaling pathway
Cellular component (GO): plasma membrane
Molecular function (GO): adenylate cyclase activity
Source: RefSeq, a predicted model, not a curated record